Molecule: messenger RNA, 1314 nt
Organism: Penicillium alfredii
Lineage: Eukaryota; Fungi; Ascomycota; Eurotiomycetes; Eurotiales; Aspergillaceae
Exons: 2
Coding region: 1-1314 (437 amino acids)
Biological process (GO): ceramide biosynthetic process
Cellular component (GO): membrane
Molecular function (GO): sphingosine N-acyltransferase activity
Source: RefSeq, a predicted model, not a curated record
AUGGUUGCGCCUGGACCCGCGCCCCUGAGCACCUUGGUGGAUCAAUUGCCCUCGACAGAUCGCACUACGCGCCAGAGAAAGUUCAACGGCGCCAACAAAGACACCAAUGCGUUCGGUUCCAAUGGCCACGCGGGCCCGAACAAGCUCCUCAAUCGCCGAAAGUCCCGGUCCUUUUCGCGUCGCUUGAAAUACAUCGCCACGAAAUACACCUGGGCCGUUCCUCUGGCCAUCCUGGUUGCAUUUUUUGCCUUCUAUGCCCUUGAUCCAACCGAAUCCAAUAUCGUGCACCAUUUCAUUUUCCUCUCCUACGAGCAAUCGCCGCCCGAUUUCGAUACCGACCCCACCGCCCCUCGUCAAUAUGGCAAAGGCCUCUGGGAUAUCGCCUUUGUGGUUUUCUAUACGAUCGUCUUGACAUUCACGCGCGAGUUUAUCAUGCAGCAGAUCCUGCGGCCCCUCGCGCAGAUCUGCAUCAAGACCCGCGGCAAGCAACUGCGCUAUAUGGAGCAGAUGUACACGGCCAUCUACUUUGGAAUUAUGGGCUCCGCGGGGAUCUACGUGAUGCGCCAAACCCCGGUCUGGUACUUCAACACGCGGGGCAUGUACGAAUUCUUCCCGCACAAAACCCACGAGGCGGCGUUCAAGUUUUACUACUUGUUUCAGGCGGCAUAUUGGGCGCAGCAGGCUCUGGUAAUGUUGCUGGGCAUGGAAAAACCCCGCAAGGACUUCAAGGAGCUGGUGGCACAUCAUAUCGUGACCUUGGUUCUUAUUUCCUUGAGCUACCGGUUUCACUUCACGUAUAUGGGCAUUGGAGUGUAUAUAACCCAUGAUCUCAGUGAUUUCUUCCUUGCCGUGUCGAAAUCUCUGCAUUAUAUGGGCACAGACCUCGUCAUUCCAUUCUAUGCUAUCUCGGUGGGAGCCUGGAUCUACCUUCGCCACUACCUCAAUCUGCAUAUCCUUUACUCGCUUCUGACCGAUUUCCGAACCGUGGGUCCCUACGAGCUGAAUUGGGAGACUCAGCAAUACAAAUGCUGGAUCUCGAACAUCAUCACUUUCACUCUCCUGGCUGUCCUCCAGUCUCUAAACCUCUUCUGGUUAUACUGUCUACUGCGCAGCGCGUGGCGACUUUUCGUCCACGGCGAGAAAAAGGAUGACCGGUCCGAAGAAGACGAAUCGGAGCUCGAAAUGGAACGCAAGAUGGAGAAAGAAAAACACUUGCUCGUCGGUAAUGGUUCUGCCCAUGGCAGUGUGAAUGGCAUGGCCAAGGCCACUGUCAAUGGAGUUACGCCGGAUCAACCGAGGUCAAAGCCUCUAUAG